This is a messenger RNA of Microthlaspi erraticum, 1104 nucleotides long. Lineage: Eukaryota; Viridiplantae; Streptophyta; Magnoliopsida; Brassicales; Brassicaceae. The record is from the annotation of a GenBank genome assembly.
AUGAAGCCCCUAGACCUCGGAGACGUACCUUCUCUCUACGAAACUGUGUUUGUUGUUGGAUAUCCUCGAGGUGGUGACAACAUUUCGAUUACGAAAGGUAUAGUCUCAAGAGUUGAAGUUACAAAAUAUUCUCACAGCAAAGCUAAGCUAAUGACAAUACAAAUCGACGCGGCUAUCAAUUCUGGAAACAGUGGGGGUCCAGUUUUCAUGGAAAACAAAGUUGUUGGUGUACCGUUUCAAGGUCUUUCAUCUUCAGAGAAUACAGGCUAUAUUAUCCCAACUCCAGUAGUUAAGCACUUCAUAUGUCGUGUUAAAGAAAAUGGUGGAUUGGACGGGUUUUGCUCGUUGGGUAUAUGGUGUCAGCAUAUGGAGAACGCUUUGAUCCGUAAUUACUUCAAGAUGACCAGUGAAAUGACUGGAAUUCUAAUAAAAAGAAUAAACCCGUUGUCGAGUUCUUACGGUAUUCUUAAAAAAGAUGAUGUUCUUCUCUCAGUCGACGGCGUUCCAAUUGGAAAUGACGAGACAGUUAGUUUUCGGAAAAAAGAACGAAUAAACUUCAAUCAUUUGGUCUCUAUGAAGAAACUGGGUGAAACAAUAUCACUAAAAGUCUUGAGAGAUGGGAAACAUCAUGAAUUCAAUAUCAAUACAAAACCCGUGCAACCACUUAUCCCAGCAUAUGAAUUCGAUAAGCAAACAAGUUAUUACAUACACGCGGCUUACGUCUUUUUGCAUCUCACUAAGCCAUACAUUGACGCUUCUGGCAUUGAGGACAGUAUAUUACAAUAUACGCCCAAAUAUGCUGAUGAACAGAUCGUCGUAAUUUCUCAGGUGUUAAAGGAUGACAUCAGUGUAGGAUUCACUAUUUUCGAAGAUUUACAGGUAAAAAAAGUGAAUGGAGUACGAGUGGAGAAUCUGAAGCAUUUACGUCAGCUCAUAGAAGAAUGUCCCACAGAGAAUUUGAGAUUGGACUUAGAGAAUGAUAAUACCAUCAUCAUCACCAGCCACGAAUCUGCCAAAAACAUCACUCCUAAGAUUUUGAAACGUUACGGAAUACCAACGGCCAUGUCUAAGGACCUAGUCCAAUCUAAGCUAGAAAAAAAAUGA